This is a messenger RNA of Populus trichocarpa (black cottonwood), 2211 nucleotides long. RefSeq names its product ADP-ribosylation factor GTPase-activating protein AGD5. Bases 369 to 2000 code for a protein of 543 amino acids. Gene Ontology annotation, molecular function: GTPase activator activity. NCBI's taxonomy places the organism in Eukaryota, Viridiplantae, Streptophyta, Magnoliopsida, Malpighiales, Salicaceae. The record is from RefSeq and is a predicted model, not a curated record. The transcript is spliced from 11 exons.
GUUUUUAUAUUUUAAAAAUAUUUUAUUUAUUUUUAUUUUAAAUUAAUUUUUUUAAAUAUUUUCUGAUACAUUAAUUUUACCAUACUUCCAAAUAUUCAAAAAUAAAAAAAAUAAACAGAUAAAAAUAAAGAUUAAAAAUAAGGAAACGCUUAAAUAAAAUAAAAAACCCCCCCUUUUUCCUUCCUCAUCUUCUUAUUGUGCUGUUUGGAUCGCUCAAUAAUCAGAGGGAAAGAAAGAGAUAUAGGGAGGAGAAAGUGGUGCUAAAAAGACCAAAUUGACCUCGACCUCUCUAUCUUUUGCAGCUACGACUUUCUUUCACUCUCUCGAUCAGCCAAUUUCUUCUUUCUGGCGGUUAUUGCAGGCUCACCAUGAACGAGAAGGCCAACGUCUCUAAAGAGCUCAAUGCCAGGCACAGAAAGAUAUUGGAAGGACUCCUGAAAUUGCCCGAGAAUAGGGAAUGUGCUGACUGCAAAGCCAAAGGUCCAAGAUGGGCAAGCGUAAAUUUGGGUAUCUUUAUUUGCAUGCAAUGUUCAGGGAUCCACAGAAGUCUUGGGGUACACAUAUCGAAGGUUCGAUCUGCAACCCUUGACACAUGGCUUCCAGAGCAGGUUGCAUUUAUUCAAUCAAUGGGGAAUGAGAGAGCAAAUAGUUAUUGGGAAGCAGACCUACCACCGAACUACGACAGAGUUGGAAUUGAGAAUUUCAUUCGUGCAAAGUAUGAAGAGAAGAGAUGGGUCUCUAAAGAUGGAAAACCACAAUCUCCUUCUAGUGGGAGGGAUGAAAGGUCUUCUUUGCAUUGGCAGAGACCUGCUGAAAGAAGUGGGCAUGGACACACCAGCAGUUCUGAAAAUUUGUUUGAGGAAAGAAAGAAUUUUCAAGUAUCAAAUUCAAAAAACAGUGCUCCUGCUACAAGAAUAAGUCUUCCUGCUCCUCCUAGGGCAUUUGAGCAGGUCACUGCUCCAACAAAGCCUCAACAGGUUGUUGAAAAAGCUGAACCAAUGGCGGAGGCUACUGAAGCUGCAAAGAAGGUUGCAGAUGCUGCUCCAGUUGUCUCUCCACCCAAAGUUGAUUUUGCUACUGACCUUUUCGACUUGCUCUCCAUGGAUGGCCCUACUGAAAAUGGCUCGGAGGCAGCUGCUAAUGAUGAUAACAGUUGGGCAGGUUUUCAAUCUGCAGCAGUUGCUGAAGAAGUAUCAACAACUGGAAAUACUGGUCCAACUCAAGCAGUAGAAAAUGAUACCCAGUCCGUUUCUGGAAUUGAGGAUUUAUUUAAAGAUUCACCUUCUUUAGCAACCCCUUCAGUCUUGGAGAAACCCCAGAAAGAUGUAAAAAAUGAUAUAAUGAGCCUUUUUGAGAAGUCCAAUAUGGUAUCACCGUUUGCGAUGCAUCAACAACAACUUGCCAUGCUGGCACAACAGCAACUUCUCAUGGCUGCUGCAGCAAAAUCUGCUGGUGGGGAUCCAAAAGCGAUAAACCAACAGCAACUUGCUAUUCUGGCACAGCAACAGCAACUUCUUAUGGCUGCUGCAGCAAAAUCUGCUGGCGGGGACCCACAAGCAAUGAAUCAACAGCAACUUGCUAUACUGGCGCAGCAACAGCAACUUCUUAUGGCCACUGCAGCAAAAUCUGCUGGUGGGGACCAAAAACUUUCAGGCAGUAUUCAACAGCAAGGGCCAAAUGGUAUUAGCAUACCUGCACAAAACUGGCCAAAUAUUGGAUACCAAAUCCCUGGUUUGAUGAUGCCAGUAGCUGGGCAGGGUGACUUACAGAAACUUAAGCAGACUGCUGACAUGGGACUGACACAUCCUGGGGGAAGCUCUGUACCAUAUCCAACAUCGAGCCUUUAUAACAUUGAGCAAGUUACCCCUGCUAAUGGUGGGACAAACAAUGGAGUCGGGAAAACUCAAUCGUCAUCCUCGGUCUCAUCUGGUACUUCAACACCAGCCGGGAAGGAUUAUGACUUCUCCUCCUUAAUGCAAGGCAUGUUCUCAAAGCAUUGAGUGCCAUCAGGAGUUGAAGUUGGCCACAUCAUACAAUACUAAAAUAGUUGCAUUACAUGAAAAUAGCACUUCAAAGAUUUUGUUCUUCCCUUCUUGGUUUGCGAUUGUAAACUAUUCUGUAGAGGCAGUUCCAGUUUUUCCUUCAUAUUUCGUUGAUGGUUCAUUUGUACGAGUAUUCAGAGUAAUAAAGAUGGGCUAAGAUUGAUUGUCA